AUGCGACAGUCACUUCUUUGGCUUACCCUUGGGUCCCUCGCCAAUGAGGUAUUAUCAAGACCAACGAACCACACUUCUGAUACCUUUAGGGUGCAUUGGAUUGGCGAACCUCCCGAAUAUACCUCAGGGACGACAUUCGGACUCCCUUGGCCCCAAGGGAAGUACAGAUUCAACGACACUCUGUUCAGCAUCGUUGGAAAAACAAGCGAACAGAUCCCACUGCAGUCUUGGGUGACCGGUUACUGGCGUGACGGCUCCAUCAAAUGGACUGGGCAUGCUAUUCCACCGCUUGACAAUGUCAGCUCGGAGCACACCAUCAGAGCUUCAUCAUUCGCACACAGCAAGCAUUCAACCAACUCAAGUACUUCGUCUGGCGUGAAAGUUGCCAAUACGGCGGACGAAGUCAGUGUCGACACUGGUAAAAUCACAGUCUCGUUUCCUAAGCAAGGAAACUCGAUAAUAGGCUCUAUCAGGACUUCGAGUGGAAAGGUCGUCGGCGAGAAUGGAAAACUGGUUCUCCACUCCCAAUCGGGAGUCGCGGAGGACGUUGCGGCCCGGACCAACACUUCCAUCAAUUAUUUCAAUUUUGACAGCGAUAUACAGCAGGUUUCUGUGAAUAACGACACAUCUGUCCGCGCGGUGGUCACUGUCAAAGGAAAGCACAAGGUCACAAGUGGAGGAGACCACGACGACUGGCUUCAAUUCACCUUGCGCUUUUACCUAUACACCAACUCGGAUUCUAUCAGAAUCGUCCACAGCAUUGUAUUUGACGGAAAAGCAGACAAUUACUUUGUCAGUGGGUUGGGAAUCCAGUUUCAUGUUCCCUUGGCCGGCGAAGAAUUAUACAAUCGCCAUAUCAGACUACCAGGAGUCAACGGGGGCUUUCUCCAUGAAGCUGUCCAAGGUAUCACGGGUCUGCGGCGCGAUCCAGGCGAAGAAGUCCGUUUAUCUCAAUUUGAGGGAAAGGAGACACCUGAGCUGGGCACUUGGGAUGAGAGCGUUUCUUCUCGCAUCCAGUACAUCCCCGCGUGGAACGACUACAAACUGAGCCAAUUAUCCCCCGACGGUUUCACUAUCAAGAAACGAACAAAGCCCGGACAGGGGUGGAUUGAUAUUCCCGGUGGAACGCGCUCUCACGGGCUUACUUAUCUGGGUGGUGCCACCAAAGGUGGGCUAGCAGUUGGCCUGCGCGACUUCUGGAAGAGACAUCCCACUAGCAUCGACGUCUCGAGCGCCACGUCCGAUCAAGGAUCUCUCACUAUCUGGCUAUACAGUCCUGAAGCCGCUCCGCUAGAUCUCAGAGCGUACCACGAUGAGUCGGGAGAAGACACAUACGCCAAGCAACUGGAAGCACUAGAGAUUACUUAUGAAGACUACGAGCCCGGUUUCAACACGCCAUACGGGAUAGCAAGGACUAGCGAGAUCUUUCUAUAUGCGUUCGAUCAGACUCCCUCCGCUGAUACGCUAGCAAAGCUAAGCAAGCAUGCCAAUGAACCACCCGUUCUAGCAGCAGAACCACGGUACAUCCGAGAGACAAAGGCAAUCGGAUCAUACUGGUCUGUCCCUGAUAUCUCCGAAAAUAGAAACAACAACAACAACAACAACAACAACAACAACAACAACAACAACAACAACAGCAAGUCCGCGGCACUCGAGAGCCACCUCGACUUCCUGGUAAAAUUCUACCAAGGGCAGGUCGACUAUCGUCGGUGGUACGGCUUCCUGAACUACGGCGAUUUCAUGCACACCUACGACGACGACAGACACAUCUGGCGAUACGACAUUGGCGGAUACGCCUGGGACAACUCGGAGCUGUCCCCCGACCUCUUCCUCUGGCAAUACUUCCUGCGGAGCGGCCGCGCGGAUGUCUACCGGCUCGCAGAGGCGCUAACACGCCACACGGGUGAAGUAGACGUUUACCAUAUCGGCGACUGGAAAGGCCUAGGAACCCGACACGGAGUGCAGCAUUUUGGUGACAGCGCGAAGCAGGUUCGUAUAGCUCAGCCCCAGUACCGGAAGUACUUCUACUAUUUGUCCGGGGGUGAUGAGCGAGUCGGGGAGCUAUUGGACGAGGCUCUAGAUACCGAUAAAACAUACGGAACCUUGGACCCGCAGAGAAAAGUCCGCGACGAUGGCUGGACACCCGAGCCCAAUAAACCUACUGCCAUAUCUCUCGGCACCGAUUGGGCCGGUCUUGCGGCUGGCUGGCUUCUUGAAUGGGAGCGCCGUGGGCCUCGGUGGUUGGAAGCGAAAAGAAAGUUGACCGGUACCGCGGGGGGAAUCGCAAAUCUGACGAAUGGCUUCGUCACAGGGUCGGGCUUAUACGCUAUUACCAAUGGCACGUUGCUUCCCCCGCCAACUGAUCCGAACAACACGGGUAUCGUGUCCAUCUCCCACUUGAAUGCGGUGUUUGGCUUGCCGGAGGUACUUUCAGAGUUGCUCGAGUAUUGGGGCGGUGAUGCUCCUCAAGGUCUACGAAGCGCCUGGCUGGAUUAUUGCUAUUAUUACGGUGCAACGGCCGACGAACAAAAAGCGCGCUAUGGGGAGGCGUUCACCAAGACCACAUUGGUACAAGGCCACUCACGGUUGACAGCGUAUUACGCGCAGCAAGACAACGACAAUGGGACUGUGGGACAGCGCGCAUGGGACGAAUUCUACGGUGAUAACGAUGGCUCUGACGGUCUGACAGAGGAUGAUCCAUGGGCUACAGUGAGAGUAAACGGGAGCGCCGUGAUUAUUCCUGUCGAGGAGGCUACAUGGAUAUCUACAAACGCCGUUGCUCAAUAUGGGCUGGCUGCGAUUCAAAACUUGGCUUUUGUAAGAGAGGUGAGCAACUAG
Molecule: messenger RNA, 2838 nt
Organism: Aspergillus glaucus CBS 516.65
Lineage: Eukaryota; Fungi; Ascomycota; Eurotiomycetes; Eurotiales; Aspergillaceae
Product: polysaccharide lyase family 26 protein
Exons: 1
Coding region: 1-2838 (945 amino acids)
Source: RefSeq, a predicted model, not a curated record